Messenger RNA from Kalmanozyma brasiliensis GHG001, 1188 nucleotides. RefSeq names its product Fatty acid hydroxylase. The transcript has a single exon. Lineage: Eukaryota; Fungi; Basidiomycota; Ustilaginomycetes; Ustilaginales. Gene Ontology annotation, molecular function: oxidoreductase activity; iron ion binding. Gene Ontology annotation, biological process: lipid biosynthetic process. The record is from RefSeq and is a predicted model, not a curated record. Bases 1 to 1188 code for a protein of 395 amino acids.
AUGGAUCUCGUUCUCGACAUUGCCGACACCUACGCGCUCGACAAGGUCUGGGCCGCGGCCUGGCCUGCCUUGCCACGCUCCAUUGCAAAGGAUUCCUCCGCGUUGGCAUCUCUCGCUUCAGCAUCGUCGUCCAGCAACUUCUCAUCCCUGCUCGGAUUGAAGGACGCCGCAACAUGGGCCGCAUCGUCUAGCACGUCGGCGCUCUCGCCAUCCAACUGGUUCGCCAACACUGUCCUCAAGGAUGCCGUCUCGUCUUCUUUGAGCGGCGGCAACGUCGACUGGUCCGCACUGCAAGGCGUCUCGGCGCUACCAAGAGACAACAUCAUCCGACAGACUGUCUCGCUCCUCGUGCUCACCUACGUUGGCAUCCUGGUCCUCUACUUCACAUUUGCCGGUCUUUCCUACAAGUACAUUUUCAACAAGGAGAUGGAGAAGCACCCACGUUUCAUCAAGAACCAAGUGCGACUCGAGAUCGAGUCGUCCAUGCGCGCCUUCCUCCCGCUCGACUUCCUCACCGUGCCAUGGUUUGUCCUGGAAGUUCGCGGUCACAGCAAGCUCUACGAGAACAUCUCCGACUACGGCUGGGGCUACGCAUUGCUGUCUGUCCCCCUCUUCCUCCUCUUCACCGACUUCCUCAUCUACUGGGUGCACCGCCUCGAGCACCACCCGCGACUCUACAAGCACGUGCACAAGCCGCACCACAAGUGGCUCGUCCCCACCCCCUGGGCUUCGCACGCCUUCCACCCGCUCGACGGCUAUGCUCAGUCUCUGCCCUACCACAUCUUCCCCUUCGUCUUCCCUCUUCACCGCGUCGUUUCGAUCUGUCUCUUCGUGUUUGUCAACCUGUGGUCGAUCUUGAUCCACGAUUCCGACAUGAUCUGCAACUCGCCGCUCGAAAAGAUCAUCAACGGUCCCUCGCAUCACACGCUGCACCACCUGUUCUUUACGUGCAACUACGGCCAGUACUUCACGUUCUGUGAUCGGGCCGGUGGAUCGUACCGUGCGCCGAGGAUGGAGGAUGACCCGCUGCUGGCGGUGACCGCGGCGGAGGAGAAGGAGAAGGCGGCCAAGAAGAAGGCCGCUGCCGCUGCGGCCAAGAAGGCCGAAUUGGGUAGCAGCGAGUCCGACGCCUCGAGUUCAGGCGAUGAAGGCGUCGUGAUCAAGAAGGAGUCGAGGAAGAACAAGUAG